This is a messenger RNA of Prorocentrum cordatum, 1204 nucleotides long. The record is from the annotation of a GenBank genome assembly. NCBI's taxonomy places the organism in Eukaryota, Dinophyceae, Prorocentrales, Prorocentraceae.
CCGAGGUGAAGCAGCUGCGGUACAAGACCGCGCUGCCAGAGCAGUAUCCCGCACGGCUGCCAGCCUCGCCGCCGCUGGCGGUCGGAGACCUCGUCGACGCCGCCGCCUUCGUCUAUGGCGGCCUGGCUGAAAGGCUGGCGCCACCUGAGCAGCGCGUGGAACAUGGAGGUCGGCCCCGCCUACGAGGAGAAGACCCCGGCUUCACCUGGCCUCGCGAGGCGGCGCAGAAGGCCGCGGAGGCAAAACGAGGCCGUCUGUGGUUCCAGCAGGUGAUAGCUGACGUGAAGGUCUUCCACUUCAGCGGGACCAAGAUGCAUCCGUGGCUGUCCAUGGACAAGACCCCGCAGGAGGCGCACCAGGAGGCCCUCGGUCGGCCGCCGCCGCACGGGCCGGGCAGGCAGCUGGUGGCCACGGCCGUGCUCGAGUGGCGGACGGCGCUCGAGGAGGUGACCAAGGAGGUCAAGGGUUGGAAAGCGUCAGAGCGCCACGCCGUCCAGGCCGCCUGCGGCCGACUCCGCCGCUGGGCGGCCUGGGAGCGGGCAGAGCGCCGCGAGGCCGUCGAGAGGACCGACGCGGCAGUGCCGCCACUGCGAAGGCCUCUUCGGCGAGGGGCAAGGACGCUGGCUUCUGGGGUGGGAAGGCUGGUGGCUCUGCCACGACUGCGUCGUCGGGUACAUCUUCAGCGACGAGGAGAACCCGAUGCGUUGCGGUGCGCCGAGUGCGGCGGCGACGACGGCACCUCCAGGACCUGGCGAUGGACCAACGGGCAUCCGUCGUUCUGCCGGAGCUGCUGGCCCACCGCGCCCGGGGACCCCGACGGCUGAGCACGCUGGGCGCGCGGGCGGAGGGGCCCGUGGGCCACCCGCCGCUCCCGGCCCCAUUCGACCUCCUCCUCCUCCUCCUGUUCCUCCCUUUCCUGUUGUUCCUCGAGGAUCUGCGGGGCGUGCGCGGCUGCGACGCUCGGAGGUCCCUUUCUUGUCCGCGGCGCGCUGCCGCCAGCCUUCGCGCCCCCAACGUCCCGCCCAUGCCGGCCCCCGGCUCUCCUCCCCGCUCCCCUCCCUCCCCCUCGUCCACCUCCCUCCCCGUUCGCCCCUCGCCCCGUGCAGUCCACCUGGCGCGGCAGCGCUCUGCAUGCUGGGCGGGCGCCGGCCGACCAGCCCACCGCACAUUGGGAGCAAAUGCUCGACUGGCUCGAGUCCACCAG